CUUCUAUCAGUCACACAGCACUCUCUGUGCACCCCCAACAAAACUAGAGAGGAGAUAUGAAAGCCACAAAGAUCUCUCUCCUUCUCUUCGCGCUCGCCGUCUUGGCCGCCGACUCCGCCCACGGCGCCUCGUCCCCCAGCGCGCCGGCGCCGGCCGUCGACUGCUCGAGCCUCGUGCUGACCAUGGCCGACUGCUUGUCCUUCGUCUCCAACGGGAGCACCGCCGAGAAGCCGGAGGGGACCUGCUGUUCUGGGCUCAAGACCGUCUUGAAGGCCGACGCCGAGUGCAUCUGUGAGGCCUUCAAGAGCAGUGCCCAGCUCGGCGUCGUGCUCAAUGUCACUAAGGCCAUGUCUCUCCCCGCCGCUUGCAAAGUGUCCGCCUCUUCUGCCACCAAGUGCGCAUUGUCCGUAGCUCCUGCGACUGCUCCAGCUCUAUCUCCAAGCUCUUCACCAACUCCAAUAGCAAUGGCGCCGGGCCCCACCGAAGGAUUGAACGAGCAAGCGCCGGUCCCAGCUCCAGGCGGUGACUCAGCAGCUGCCCUUCUCUCCAUUCCUUCUGCAUUUGGGGUCACUGUUCUCGCAUCAGUUGGAUGGUUGCUGCUUUGAACUCGAGGGGAACUAUGAUGCAGUUUUGGGUGAAAGAUAGAACAUGGGGUUGCUGAGGGACUAUAGACAAAAUCUUCAUUUUGUUGAUUUGUAUUUGUGAGGUUCUUGAGUCUUCUUUUCCGCUGAUGGUUGUAGUUGUAGGGUAAGGAUUCAUUGUGUGGAACUACUCUUUGAUGGAAAUAUAUUAAUGAGGUUUCUGGAAAUCA
Messenger RNA from Rhodamnia argentea, 811 nucleotides. Its product is annotated as non-specific lipid transfer protein GPI-anchored 31. Gene Ontology annotation, molecular function: lipid binding. Lineage: Eukaryota; Viridiplantae; Streptophyta; Magnoliopsida; Myrtales; Myrtaceae. The transcript is spliced from 3 exons. Bases 57 to 605 code for a protein of 182 amino acids. The record is from RefSeq and is a predicted model, not a curated record. Gene Ontology annotation, biological process: lipid transport.